UUCACAAUUUCUGAAAAAGCUACAAUAUGGCCUUUAGAAGUUUGUUUACAAUGCCCGUUGUUAAGGCCGACGAUGAAGAGGAGUUGGUUGAUCCCCAAGCAGUCUUGAGGGAAAAAUGCCAAUCAAAGGGUCAUAUCGAGUCCUUGUACAAUAAAUACCAGGAGUGCAAUGAUCGCGUUAACGGGCGAUCCAAGACCACGGAGACGUGCAUGGAAGAGUUAUUUGACUAUGUUGCGGAACUGGAUCACUGCGUUGCACACAGUCUGUUCUCAAAGCUGAAGUAAUUAAACAUGAAUACAGCUAAAGCUUAUUCUUUGAAAAUAUUUGUUAACAAAUCAGUAGUUUAAUAAACGAAGCUCGUGAAUUCGUUGUUUUUGCGCUUUA
Drosophila persimilis is the source of this 384-nucleotide messenger RNA. It is a transcript of the gene UQCR-11, whose product is annotated as cytochrome b-c1 complex subunit 6, mitochondrial. Gene Ontology annotation, biological process: mitochondrial electron transport, ubiquinol to cytochrome c. The record is from RefSeq and is a predicted model, not a curated record. Bases 27 to 284 code for a protein of 85 amino acids. The transcript has 3 exons. NCBI's taxonomy places the organism in Eukaryota, Metazoa, Arthropoda, Insecta, Diptera, Drosophilidae.